AAAAACGCCAUAGUGACGUUUUUAUAGUUUGACGUCAUAAAUAUCAAUCCGCGUGUGGCUUAGACGGAAGUAGUUCCCGGUCGGUUUGGCGGUUCACCUUGAGCUCAAGAGCCGGACCGGAGCGCAUCAGUCAACGGCCGACCGUCAUCAAACGCAGGAUAUUACCCGUCUCUUCCACGAUGCCCCACACUAAAGUUCAGGAUAUGGGAUCUGCCUUCAUCCAGACACAGCAGCUCAAUGCUGCCAUGGCCGACAGCUUCCUGGAGCACAUGUGUCUGCUGGACAUCGACUCUGAGCCCACCAUCGCACGCAACACUGGCAUCAUCUGCACCAUUGGACCGGCCUCUCGCUCUGUGGAGAUGCUGAAGGAGAUGAUCAAGUCUGGCAUGAACAUCGCUCGUCUCAACUUCUCUCACGGCUCACACGAGUAUCAUGGUGACACUAUAAAAAAUGUACGUGAAGCUUGUGCCAGCUUCGAGCCGGGCAGCAUCCAGUACAGACCAGUGGGUAUCGCUCUGGACACCAAGGGACCAGAAAUCCGAACCGGACUCAUUAAAGGGAGCGGCACGGCGGAGGUGGAGCUGAAGAAGGGAAAUAAGAUCAAAGUGACCAUGGAUGAUGCUUUCAUGGAGAACUGCGAUGAGCAAACACUCUGGCUGGACUACAAGAACAUCACCAAGGUGGUUGAAGUGGGCAGCAAGGUCUAUAUUGAUGAUGGACUAAUUUCUCUCCAGGUCCUGGAGAUCGGAUCUGACUAUCUGGUGUGUGAAAUUGAGAACGGAGGAACUUUGGGAAGUAAGAAGGGUGUCAAUCUACCGGGUGCCGCAGUCGACCUGCCCGCCGUGUCAGAGAAGGACAUCCAGGACCUGCAGUUCGGCGUGGAGAUGGGAGUCGACAUGGUAUUUGCCUCCUUCAUCCGCAAGGCGUCUGAUGUGCAUGAGGUGCGUAAGGUGCUGGGAGAGAAGGGCAAGAACAUCAAGAUCAUCAGCAAGCUGGAGAACCACGAGGGUGUGCGAAGGUUUGAUGAGAUCAUGGAGGCCAGCGAUGGCAUCAUGGUCGCUCGAGGAGACCUGGGUAUUGAAAUCCCCACAGAAAAGGUGUUUCUGGCCCAGAAGAUGAUGAUUGGUCGCUGCAACAAAGCAGGAAAGCCAAUCAUCUGUGCCACACAGAUGUUGGAGAGCAUGAUCAAGAAGCCUCGUCCGACGCGUGCCGAGGGCAGCGAUGUGGCUAACGCCGUUCUGGACGGAGCCGACUGCAUCAUGCUGAGUGGAGAGACGGCGAAGGGAGACUAUCCUCUGGAGGCUGUACGCACCCAGCACAUGAUCGCCCGCGAGGCAGAGGCAGCCAUGUUCCACAGACAGCUGUUUGAGGAGCUGCGGCGCUCCACCCUUCUGACCCGAGACCCUUCAGAUGCUGUAGCUGUGGGUGCCGUCGAGUCCUCCUUCAAGUGCUGUGCCAGCGCCAUUAUUGUGCUCAGCAAGACUGGCAGGUCUGCUCAUCUGAUCUCUCGUUACCGCCCGCGUGCCCCAAUCAUCGCAGUGACCCGUAACGAGCAGACGGCCCGACAGGCUCAUCUGUACCGCGGCAUCUUCCCCGUGCUCUACAACAAACCCUCCAACGAUGUUUGGGCCGAGGAUGUGGACCUGAGGGUCAAUUUUGCCAUGAAUGUUGGUAAAGCUCGUGGGUUCUUCAAGCCCGGUGAUGUGGUGAUCGUCCUGACCGGCUGGCGUCCAGGGUCCGGUUACACCAACACCAUGCGCGUCGUCCCAGUGCAGUAAAGCUGGGAUACCCACC
This is a messenger RNA of Carassius carassius (crucian carp), 1794 nucleotides long. RefSeq names its product pyruvate kinase PKM-like. Bases 180 to 1778 code for a protein of 532 amino acids. The transcript is spliced from 11 exons. The record is from RefSeq and is a predicted model, not a curated record. Gene Ontology annotation, cellular component: cytoplasm. Gene Ontology annotation, molecular function: pyruvate kinase activity; potassium ion binding; magnesium ion binding. Lineage: Eukaryota; Metazoa; Chordata; Actinopteri; Cypriniformes; Cyprinidae. Gene Ontology annotation, biological process: glycolytic process.